AUGGCGCUCGAAGACGUGCCCCAGUUCGCGCCCACAACAGCCACCCAAACGGCCCGGCGGCGGCUGGUGGAGGGAGAGCAAAGCAAUGUGCUGGUGCAGCUGCUGCUGGGCGAUGCCAUUGGUGACGCCUUUGGCUUUGGCAUUGAGAUGCAGGAUGCUCACUGGAUCCGUGAGCAUGUGACCAAGUGCACCGCUUGGCCGGAGAAUCCGGCGAUGAAAGAGGAGCACAAGGUGAACAAUAUCAGGGGCAUGUACUCUGACGACUGCGAGAUGACGGUGGGAUUGAUGAAGGCAUUGAUGAAGGCCAAAGACCUUCAAGACCUCAGUGAAAACGACCUGCUGGAGGCCUGGCGAGAGGAGUGGCUCUUGGCCUUGCAACGCCCCAAACCCAGCGACGGUGAGCGCGCAGGACAUGGGAGCAUCAAGGCCUUCUUUCGUGGGGAGACAUCCUUGGAAGAGCAAAAGAAGGGCCAGGCUAUGCGUGAGGACCCGGGAAAUGCCCCGCCCAUGCGAGCCCUGCCCUUGGCGUUCCUACCACUGGAGGAGUGUGAGCGGCUUUGUUCCUUGAACGCCGAUGCCACCCAUCCACAUCCCAAGGCCAGGGCGGCGAGCUACCUGAUCGCGCUGGCUGCCAGAUAUCUCAUCGUUGAGAAGGGCGCCCGCGACGAGAUCUUCGAUUGGUGCCUCGAGCGGUUGAGGGGCUCAUCCCUGAGCCAUGAGGCCACAGAGGAAUAUUUGGAGGCGGUGAAGAGGCUCCCAGACUUCCAUGAAUUUGGGCUUCACCUGCGGAAGAUGCCUGGAAAGGUGCACGAGGUGCUUUGUGGCCCUCAGCCAAACCCACAACUGGCACACUGUCGGGGUGGUGCUCAGGGUCUGGACCCGGUGCACGGCGUGGGUAGCGAUGCGAUGCGCACGGCCGGCGCCGUCCUGUACCUCUUGCGCUUCGCCCGUGGCUGCCGGGACGCACUGCUGGCCUCGGUGCACCUCGGCGGCGACGUGGACUCCGUGGCGGCGCUGACGCUGGCGGUAACCGCGGCGGCCGCGCCAGGGGGGCUCCGCUGUGGGGAGCGGGGAGGGCUUCCGUGGAAGCUCUUGGAGGAGCGGAUGGGGGGGCUUCGAAGGGUCCGGCAGGGUCGUGUGGGGAAGAUGAAGAUGAACCUGUUCCGACGAUUCGAUGGAUUCUUCGUUUUUUGGACGUUCUGGGACGCGAUGGGCUCGGUCCAGGAGCUGGAAGGCUUGGAAUACCUGGGCGAUGAGAUGGGCUGGGCCGGCGAAGCGGCCAAGUGCCAAGACUUCCAAGAGGCGGAAGUCGAAAAGCCAGUGAAGGGUGGGUGGGAAGACGAAGGACAAUGGCAAACCAAAAGUGCCUCUUUAGAAGAGUCGUACCAACAUGAUGCGGACUUUGGCUCCAAAUCAGAUGUGCCAGUAUUUGAACAUGUUGAUCUGCUGCUCCUGUUUUGGUUUCACUUUCUGGACGCAUUGGUCUCUGCGCCGCUCCGCCCUGGCCCUGGCUCGCAGCUUUCCAAACCGUCCGAGCCCCCGCCCGUGCUCGCGCAAGAACACCUUGGUGCCAAUGGCGGUGCCUUGAGCAGAUUGAGCGCGAAGCGAGGGAGGGACUGUGCCAGCGAAGGUGAGCGAAGGCUCGGUCGAAGACUUUUGCCGGGCGCGGCAUUGAAGGGCGGUUUCAGUGGGCCGGGAGGAGAGUUGGUCCGGCUCGGACGCCUGCCAUCACACCAGGCGGCUGUGGCAAGAGGUGUGAAUGACUUGAAGAUUGAGGAAGUGACCGUGGCAGUGCCUGGCCCGAGAGAGGUACGCUUGAAGGCCGGUGACCGGCCGUUGAUGACGGGACCGGUGGCUGCGCUCUCCGGUCAAGAUCCGGAAGGUCUGUUCCCCAGCAUCUUAGGACACGAGGCUGGAUGCAUUGUGGAGAGCGUGGGCGAAGGGGUCACAGGUGUGAAGCCGGGCGACCAUGUGAUCCCUUGCUACACCCCUCAGUGUGGGGAGCCGGAGUGCAUUUUUUGCUUUCCUCCCAGAGGCAAGCGUACCAACCUGUGCCCAAAAAUCCGUGGCACCCAAGGCAAGGGCGUGAUGCCGGAUGGCACAAGCCGCUUCACAGACUCAGAGGGCAAGACCAUCUGGCACUUCAUGGGCUGCUCCACCUUUUCCGAGUACACUGUGGUGGCAGACAUUUCCUGUGCCAAGGUGUCCCAGACGGCCCCACUGGAUGUUUGCUCCCUGCUGGGCUGUGGGGUGGCCACCGGCCUGGGCGCCGCGUGGAACACGCUGGACGUCGAGGGCGGCUCGUCGGCGGCGGUCUUUGGGCUGGGCGCUGUGGGGCUCGCGGUGAUCCAAGGUUGCCAGAUGCGUGGCUGUGCUCGGAUCUUUGCCAUUGACAUGAACCCUAAGAAGUUCGAAUGCGCGAAGAUGUUGGGCGCCACCGACUGUCUCAACCCCAAGGAUUUCGACAAACCCAUCCAGCAGGUGAUUGUUGGCAUGACCACGUGGGGCACUGGGCAUUGCGAGGUGAUGCGUGCAGCGCUGGAGUGCGCGCACCGUGGUUGGGGCGAGAGCUGCAUCAUUGGCGUCGCGGCGGCCGGAAAGGAGAUCAGCACCAGACCCUUCCAGCUCGUCACCGGACGGCGCUGGGCCGGGACGGCGCCCUGGUCGGGUGAGAGGCUUUCGGAGGAUGGAAGGGCCGAUCGGAGGGAAAUGCAGAUCUCACCUUUCAGUUGGGCUUGGCGCUUCACGCGCGUGCGCCGCCCAGCAUUCUGCUCGGGACCCGGUAGCGACCGAGCACCACAGUGCCAUCGCCAGUCUGGUCGCCUGAAGCUCGACCACUACAUCACCCACAAGUUCAAGGGUGUGGAAGGCACCAAGGAGGCCAUCGAGGCUCUCCACUCCGGGGACUGCUUGCGGGCUGUCGCUUGGCAGAAAAAGCAGCGCCGCGCCUGGUGCUUGGGUCGCGCUUCUUCGGGUGUUCUGGGCCGAAGCCGACGGGCCGCGCCGAAGUCCGAGCUCUUGAGCGGGCUCAGAGGGGUGGAGUUCCGAGCUUCGACCAUGGCAGCGCUCCGCAGCGCCCGCGUGCUCUGCAGCGCCCGCGUGCCACUCGUCCAGCGGUGCUGUGUGCACCUGGGGCAGAUCCGUGGCUUCGCGAGCCCGAUCAAGUGCAAGGUGGGCUGGUGCUGCGAGGAGCGGAGCGGAGGGGGCCCGGAGGGGGCGAAGUUGGUCGAAAAGGGGCAACUUGGUCUGGGGAAGGCUGCAGUGGCCCGAGGGGUAAACGACCUCCGCGUGGAGGAGGUGACAGUCGCUCCCCCGGGCCCACGAGAGGUGCGGCUCAAGGUGCAUUCCAAUGCAUUGUGCCAUACCGACAUCUACACGCUUUCGGGCCAAGAUCCAGAGGGCCUCUUUCCCAGCAUUUUGGGCCAUGAAGCCGGCACGGUUGUGGAGAGCGUGGGCGAAGGGGUGACAGGCCUGAAGCCAGGUGACAAGGUCAUCCCUUGCUACACUCCGCAAUGUGGCGAGCCAGAUUGUAUUUUUUGCUUUCCACCCAGAGGCAAGAGGACGAAUUUGUGUCCCAAGAUCCGUGGAACCCAAGGCAACGGUGUGAUGCCGGAUGGCACCAGCCGAUUUACCGAUGCCGAAGGAAAGGAGAUCAAGCAUUUCAUGGGGUGCUCCACCUUCUCCGAGUACACCGUAGUGGCCGACAUCUCCUGCGCUAAGGUCUCUGAGACGGCGCCCUUGGAUGUGUGCUCCCUGUUGGGCUGCGGUGUCUCGACCGGCCUCGGCGCAGCCUGGAACACCCUGAACAUCGAGGGCGGCUCCAGCGUGGCCGUCUUCGGACUGGGCGCCGUGGGGCUUUCAGUGAUCCAAGGCUCCAAGAUGCGGGGCGCCGCCAGGAUAUUUGCAAUUGACAUGAACCCGAAGAAGUUCGAGAUGGCCAAGGAGCUGGGUGCCACAGACUGCGUGAACCCUAAGGACUAUGACAAGCCCAUCCAGCAGGUCAUUGUGGGCAUGACAAAGUGGGGUGUGGACUACACCUUCGACUGCACUGGAAAUGUGGAGGUGAUGCGUGCUGCCUUGGAGUGCGCUCAUCGUGGCUGGGGCGAAAGCUGCGUAGUGGGUGUCGCCGCAGCCGGCAAGGAGAUCAGCACACGGCCGUUCCAGCUGGUCACCGGCCGCAAGUGGACUGGCACAGCCUUCGGCGGCUUCAAGGGCCGCUCAGAGGUGCCACCCCUCAUCGACGACUAUGAGGCAGGCCGUCUAAAGCUCGACCACUACAUCACUCAUCGCUUCCACGGUGUGGAAGGCAACUUGCAGGCCGUUGAAGCGUUACAUUCUGGCGACUGCCUCCGGGCCGUUGUGACCUACUGA
This is a messenger RNA of Durusdinium trenchii, 4371 nucleotides long. Lineage: Eukaryota; Dinophyceae; Suessiales; Symbiodiniaceae. The record is from the annotation of a GenBank genome assembly.